This is a messenger RNA of Bradysia coprophila, 723 nucleotides long. RefSeq lists its product as uncharacterized. The record is from RefSeq and is a predicted model, not a curated record. Gene Ontology annotation, biological process: vacuolar proton-transporting V-type ATPase complex assembly. Gene Ontology annotation, cellular component: endoplasmic reticulum membrane. Lineage: Eukaryota; Metazoa; Arthropoda; Insecta; Diptera; Sciaridae.
AAAUAAAAAUGUUCAAGUUGAGAUUUUACUUGGGAAGGGAGACAUUAUAAUCAAAAUUUCGUUUCCGCCACACCACGAGAAAUACGUUUUACUCCCGAUCAGCUAUAUAAAUUGCAUUUAAAUUGGUGGAAGAUUUUCAGGAUUUUUGAGUUGUUGAAAGAGCAAAAGUCGAAGAGUUUCUCUGAAGAAAAUGGGCAAAAAUAAGAAAGCAAAUACGGUCCCGGAAACGGAACCAACCAAAGUCGAUCAUCAGUAUUCAGUUUCACCUGCUGCGAAGGUGGAUUAUUCCAUUCCAGUUCAUUCAAGACAGGCAGCCUUUUCACUGCUCUAUCUGUUUCUGUACAGCGUAAUGAUGUUCACACUACCGUUCGGUGCAUUUUUCGGAGUUCGGCAUGUCUUGGCUGACCGAUUUAAUAUAGUUGGAUUCCCGAACACCUGCUACUCGGUGCUUUCGGCUGUGAUUGUCGUUAAUUUUAUUAUUGUAUUGUACGCGUAUAAGGGCUACCACGAGACCGAGUACGACUCUGACGGGAAUGCAAUUGUUGAAGAAACAUCGAAAGCAGGCCAACCAAAGAAAAAGCAAGAACUGAACAAAAAAACGGAAUAAUUUUAUCUCGAAGCCCUUGGGUCUAGCCGGCGGUGUACAUAAUUGUAGUUCCGACUAUAUUUUGUAAUGAAAAAUUUGUCCGAAAUAAACGACAUGAUCAAUACCAAGUUGACUAA